This is a messenger RNA of Gasterosteus aculeatus aculeatus (three-spined stickleback), 1413 nucleotides long. NCBI's taxonomy places the organism in Eukaryota, Metazoa, Chordata, Actinopteri, Perciformes, Gasterosteidae. The record is from RefSeq and is a predicted model, not a curated record.
CGUUUAUACAAAGUCGUAGACAGUGAGUUGAUUUAUAUACAGCGUGUUAAUACCUAUUUUAGCUUCAUAUAUGUUUCAUUACUAACACUAAUUAAAUUGAAUAUUUAAAUGGAUGGUUAUUGCAGAACUGGCCAAGCGACAGGCCCCGCCCCCUUCCUCGAUGCUAGUAACUAUAACAACAACCAACCGGCGUAGCUAACGCAACCAGUGCAGUCUUGGGAAUAUGCGAUAGUUUUGACGUCCCGUUUUUUUAAAUCUUAUAUUCAAACUGGAAUUAUUUAAUUAACAUCGUAUUCGCAUGCAUCAUUUACCGUCCAGGAACUCGUCACUUUACGUCUUCACAUGCGCCUGACCUUGCCAGAGCCCGAAGCUAGCUCAAUGCUAUCCCGUUUGGAGUGUUAAGCUAACUAACAUUAGCUGUGUGAGUCCGCUCGCCUUUUCCUCUGCUCAGCCCUGUUUUAGUUGCGUUCAUGAUGGAGGACGAAGCCUUCACCGACAUCAAUGGCAAAACCAUAUCUCUGGACUGCCAGAGUCACUCCAGCCUCUGCAGGGAGUUCACAGUCAGCGUCCCCAAAGUGUCCAUCGGGAAGGUGUUGGUGUACACCUGCUGUGUUUGGCUUCUGGCAUACGCGGUUUUCUGCUUCACAGAGAACACAGCUGUUCUGUCCAGUGCGAUCAUCGUCACCCUGGUUGGCAUGAUGCUUCACAUCCACUUCGUGAAGGUAGACCACGAGUCGCUGAUCGUCAUCCGCUCGCUGGGCAUACAGAUGUCCUCCAGCUACGCCUCAGGCCGUGAGACCACCACCUUCAUUGAGAUGAGCAAGAUCAAGGAUAUCGUCAUCAAUGAAGCUAUUUACAUGCAUCAAAUCAUCUACUACCUUUGUGUGCUGCUGAAGGACCCAUCAGAACCUGAGGCAGUGUCCAGUGUUGUGCCCUUGUUUCAGAGUUCAAAGCCAAGACUGAACUGCUUAGUGAAAGUUUACAAAAGCUGUCAGGAGAUACUUUCAAAGUGCUGAUGACAUACAACUCGUAUGUUUGCAAUGUUUCUGAUCAUUCAGGAUGUUUUUAAUACUUCUUUGUACUCUUAAUUUAAUUUUAGUGGAUGGAAGCAGGAAGCUGGUAGUUUUUCUUGAUUUCAUUAACAGUGUAUUUUUCACUCCUUUUCUUACCUUUUUAUUGUGAAUGUAAUCUGUCGGAUACAAAAUCAAGUUAAAUUUUGUAAUAAUUUCACGUGGUACUUUGUUGUUCAGUUACUUUGAUAACAGACUUCUUAAACCUAAAGAGCCAAACCUUUUAACUGGCAUUGACUUAUUUGUGCAUUUCCAUUUUUUCCUAUUUAUGCCAAAGUCUGUAUUUUGCAUAAAUUCCCACACUGUAUUUUUGAUUAAAGAAAAUAGUUUUAACAUAACACAA